This is a messenger RNA of Scomber japonicus (chub mackerel), 3399 nucleotides long. It is a transcript of the gene pip5k1ca, whose product is annotated as phosphatidylinositol-4-phosphate 5-kinase, type I, gamma a. NCBI's taxonomy places the organism in Eukaryota, Metazoa, Chordata, Actinopteri, Scombriformes, Scombridae. The coding region runs from base 189 to 2291 and encodes 700 amino acids. Gene Ontology annotation, biological process: phosphatidylinositol metabolic process. The record is from RefSeq and is a predicted model, not a curated record. The transcript is spliced from 17 exons. Gene Ontology annotation, molecular function: phosphatidylinositol kinase activity.
CAGAGCGGAGGGGAGACACCGCACAGAUGAAGGCACCAUCGCGGAGAACUAUCACAUAUCCCUCCGUGUGAUUAUUCCUAAAUAUCAAACCACACACCCCUCCCUCCUUCCUCCCGCCGGGGUUGUGCCGUCGCUGUGGGUCUUUUUCAGUCGGACGGCUUGCCUGUUUUUUUCAUCCGGGAGGCUGAAUGGAAGCAGCAGCCGAGGGAGCGGUCGGGCUGUCGGAGGCCGGGGACGGGAGCCCGUUAUCCGGGGCCGCAGCAUCCGAUGAUGCGGACACGGUCGUGGGAGUGAGCUACGGGAUGGACGCUGCAGACAUGGAUGCUGCUGCUAGGAAAGCCUUCAUCACAGAGAUGCCCUCAUCCUCAGGCCUGCCUGGUCAGGGAAAGAAGAUUGGCCACAGAGGGGUGGAUGCAUCAGGAGAAACUACUUAUAAGAAGACCACAUCCUCUGCCUUGAAAGGUGCCAUCCAGCUGGGCAUCGGUUACACAGUGGGCAACCUGAGCUCCAAGCCUGAGAGAGAUGUGUUGAUGCAGGACUUCUACGUGGUGGAGAGCAUCUUUUUCCCCAGUGAAGGGAGCAACCUCACUCCAGCUCACCAUUUCCCGGACUUCCGAUUCAAAACGUACGCUCCUGUGGCCUUCCGCUACUUCAGAGAACUGUUUGGCAUCAGGCCAGAUGACUACCUGUACUCUCUAUGUAAUGAGCCACUGAUUGAGCUGUCCAAUCCUGGAGCGAGUGGUUCAGUCUUCUAUCUUACCAAGGACGAUGAGUUCAUCAUCAAGACUGUCAUGCACAAGGAGGCUGAAUUCUUACAGAAACUGCUGCCUGGAUACUAUAUGAACUUGAAUCAGAACCCACGCACUUUGCUGCCCAAGUUCUUCGGCCUCUACUGUGUCCAGUCGGGCGGAAAGAACAUCCGCGUGGUGGUGAUGAACAACGUCCUACCCCGAGUAGUUCGCAUGCACCUCAAAUACGACCUGAAAGGCUCCACCUACAAGAGGCGAGCAUCCAAGAAGGAGAGGGAGAAGGCCAGGCCCACGUUCAAAGAUCUUGACUUCAUGCAAGACCUGCAAGACGGACUGAUGCUGGACCAGGACACUUACAACGCACUGGUCAAGACCCUGCAGAGGGAUUGCCUGGUGCUGGAAAGCUUUAAGAUCAUGGACUACAGUCUGCUGCUCGGGGUCCACAACAUGGACCAGGCAGAGAGGGAGAGGCAGAUGGAGGGCUCCCAAGGCGGCAGUGACGAGAAAAGGCCCGUAGCCCAGCAGAAGGCCCUGUACUCCACAGCCAUGGAGUCCAUCCAGGGAGGAGCCGCCUGUGGAGGGUCCAUUGACACUGAUGACACGAUGGGCGGUAUCCCAGCUGUCAAUGGAAAAGGAGAGAGACUUCUUCUCUACAUCGGCAUCAUAGACAUCUUGCAAUCCUACAGGCUAAUCAAGAAACUGGAGCACACAUGGAAGGCUCUGGUUCACGACGGGGACACCGUGUCUGUCCACCGGCCCGGCUUCUACGCCGAUCGGUUCUUCAAGUUCAUGAGCAGCACAGUUUUCAAGAAGAGUUCCUCUCUGAAGUCAUCUCCAUCGAAGAAGGGUCGCGUGUCGUUGUCUGUGCCUAAGUGUGCUGGCCCUGGUGCAGCCUGGUCAGCCAGCCAGCUGCUUUCUGAGAGAGACGAGAAUAUUUACGACCUGAGAGGUGCUCGCAGCUUCCCAACGCUGGAGGAUGAGGGGCGAGCAGAUCUUCCGUGUACUCCUCCUUCAUUUGAAGAGGCCACCACUGCGUCAAUCGCCACCACUCUCUCUUCCACCACCUCUCUGUCCAUCCCUGAGAGAUCUCCAUCUGACACGGCUGAACACCCUCGCUACAGGAGGCACACCCAGUCUCUCAGCCAUGACGGGAGGACCCAGGAGGAGCUGCGUGUGCGUGAAGAGGAUCAGCAGACCAUCACAGUGGAGGUGGAGCUGAAGAGACACGACAGUGAGCCCACCAUCUCUGUUCCACAGCCUUCAUCUGGAACCAGUGAGGUUCAGGAAGUAGUCGGUGCUGAGGCUCCCAAUGCUGCCGCAGAACCUUCCAGCUCAUUGUCGCCCCCUGAUGCUGCAUCCUCCUCCUCCUCCUCACCUGCUCCUGCUGCUCCGUCUUCUCCCGGGGUAGCAGAGGAAGCUCCGUCUAGUCCAAAGGUGGUGGUGGAGGCAGACAGGGCCAGCCAAGUGUCCGGCUCAGGGUGCACCAGCCAGGCUUCAGUGGAUGAUGAAGAUGACGUGCCAAUCACAGAUAUCUACUUUUAAAUCCUGUUCUCUAUCAGAGAGGAGUGAACGUCUCAGCGGAGAGGACUCACUGGUCUGAAGCCUAGACCUCAGUGGUAGCAGCAGGAUCUCUGUCCGGACCAGGAUUUUAAACAUGCAUACAGAAACUGAACACACUGAUGGGAAGAAGUGACUUGAGUACCAGAGGGGGUGAAAAUCCUGACAGUGAUAACAUCACUGAUUUCCAACCACCCCUGCCUUUCACCCUCGACAAAUAAAAAAAAAAGAUGAGUUUAAUAAUUAUGUGUAUGUGUGACAUAGUACUUAUAAGGCUGUGUAGUCUUAUACGUUUGACAUGAAAUGCAGCAGUAACUCGUGUUCUGUUUCACACAAGCGCAGCCCUCUAACGCAGCUCUGCAGGCUCACCCACUCACUCUGACAGAGCAGCAUGUAGAGGCGUGAAGUGGAUGGAGCUACUGGUUCCAGAAGUAUUUCUACAAAUGGGAAGUUUUUCUUAGAACAAUAUCCUCAAUGUUACUCAACAUAGAAACACAGGAGUCUCCUGGAUACUGGAACAACCUUGUAGGUGUCCAGUUUCAAUUAUUUCAACUUGAGAAAUCAUGUUUUUGGUUUUAAUCAAGUUGAAAUGUGAGAUGGUUCUAAAUACUUAAAAGCUGUAGCAAAUUCAGAGCAUUUCAUCAUUCUAGUUGUGAACAAAACUCGGUGCCAUCAUUGCUGAAUUCAUCCAGAAUCUGAAAGUGAGUUCUUUCCAGCUGCAGAUUGUAACUUUAUAAUUGAAUGUUUCUUACAAAGAGUCUUUAACUUCUCAUUUUACAGUUUUAUGGUCACAGGCUUCAACUUUUUAUCAAAGAAACAUUUUCUAAUGCAGCUGUUCAUCUUUGGUACUGAUGCCUCAACCAGGAGAUUUUGAUGUCCAUCCAAGUCAUGUAAGUCACCUGACUGUUAACUUUCAUAACCAGGGGUACCUGAAGUCGCUCCCUCCACCACACAGCUCUACUGAAAUUUGCAUUUACUGCUUUGGCUAAUCAAACUGGGUUUCCAUACAGUACGGCCAUUGCACUCCUUCACCUUUCUGACAGUGAUUGAAAGAGCAACACGAUAAAUGAGAUGAACUCCUUUUGAAGGUUGA